Zasmidium cellare ATCC 36951 is the source of this 498-nucleotide messenger RNA. RefSeq lists its product as uncharacterized. The record is from RefSeq and is a predicted model, not a curated record. Bases 1 to 498 code for a protein of 165 amino acids. The transcript has a single exon. NCBI's taxonomy places the organism in Eukaryota, Fungi, Ascomycota, Dothideomycetes, Mycosphaerellales, Mycosphaerellaceae.
AUGGACAUUAUCUUCGGAGCUCUCGCCAUCCUGUCGCUCACCCUGGCAUUUCAAGCGGACCCAGAACUCUUUCUAGGCUCCAUCUGCAGCAUAGCUUUGGACAUGCUCAAUGGCGACGACCCCAGAGACGAAACCGGUGCGCCAGAUGCUGUCGACAUGGGCGAGUUGGCAGCUGACACACUUGGCGAUGUCAUCAGAUUCAUGACCGUUGUUGCACGGCUAGCGAUCGAGGACUGUAAGGUGUAUCAUGGAGGUCUGCACAUUCUCAGCCUUCAAGCCAAACUCGGUUUCCAGGUGUCAUCCACCCCAGCCUCGCCAGACGAAGCGCAGUACCUCCACAGCAUCUUGGGAGACCUCGAGAACAUUGAAAGCGUCAAUAUACACGAAGUUGUGGUUGGAGAAGAUAUGGAGCUGGCCUAUGGUCCUCAGAAAGACACCGUUCGAUUGUCUCUCAAGUACGUCGGACCUUCUUCAGCGGCGGUGUUUGCGUUAGCAUGA